This is a messenger RNA of Hyalella azteca, 7027 nucleotides long. Its product is annotated as myoferlin. The coding region runs from base 141 to 6623 and encodes 2160 amino acids. Gene Ontology annotation, cellular component: membrane. Lineage: Eukaryota; Metazoa; Arthropoda; Malacostraca; Amphipoda; Hyalellidae. Gene Ontology annotation, biological process: membrane fusion; plasma membrane organization. The record is from RefSeq and is a predicted model, not a curated record. The transcript has 39 exons.
UACAUCUUCUCCCUCAGUCGUGUCGCUAGUGCUGUACCUAAUUACAUCUCCUCCCUCCAGUCGUAUUGCUAGUGCUGUACCUAAUGGGGUGUACUUGGUCAAGUUAAUUAAGAAUAAAACACUGUCACCGACACUCUGAGAUGUCGCUUAAACUCACCAUCAAGAAUGCCACGAACCUCGUCAACCACGAGUCGCUGGGUGGACUCAGUGACCCCUACGUCACCGUCAGCUUCCAAGGUGUGAAGAAGAAGACGAGUGUGCAGAAAAGUACUCUAACCCCAGAGUGGAAUGAGGAGCUGGAGUGGGACGUGUCGGAGAAGCCCCCUCGUCCUGACGAGACCAUGGAGGUUGAAGUCAAAGACUACGAGAGGCUCGGCUGGAACAAGCUGAUGGGGAAGGCCAGCCUGCCGCUGCGCAACCUCCUGCAGGUGCCCGGCGCCUCGGGGACGCUGGAGCUGCAGCAGCCGCUGCUGGACGCGGGCGACCUGCCCACCCCGGGGCUCCUGAACAUGGCGGUGUGCUACACCCCCGCAGUUGCCGGCGACGUCCCGCCUACGGCAGCAGCGUCCCCACCUACCACGUCCCCGGCGUCCCCGCACCAGGUCACGGCAGGAGGGGCGCCGCCCCUGCAGAAGGGCUCCUCCGACGCCGGCAAGCCCACCGCCCUUGCCAACGUCCCCACCAAGUUUCAGGUGCUGUCUGUACCGUCAGGUGCUGUCUGUACCGUCAGGUGCUGUCUGUACCGUCAGGUGCUGUCUAUACCGUCAGGUGCUGUCUGUACCGUCAGGUGCUGUCUGUACCGUCAGGUGCUGGGUGCUGUCUGUACCGUCAGGGUGCUGAAGGGCAGUCAGGCGCCGUGGUUCAACCAGCUCUUCUUCUUCACCGCCGAGUGCCUGCCCAGCGAACUCUUGGAGAGCUUCCUCGAGUUCAAGGUGACGGGGGGCAUGUGGCGUCAUUGCGAGCUCGGCCUGGUGUACGGGCAGCCUGAACACGCACUCGUCAACCGCUGGCUGGUGCUCACCCAUCCUGAGGAGGAGACGCCCACCGUGCAGGGGUACCUGAGGGUGAGCGUGGCAGUGCUAGGGCCAGGACAGAGCUGCCCCCCCAUGCCCGUGACGCAAUCCGACGCUGACGACGUCGAGGGCAACCUGCUGUGGGCGGCUGGCGUCCACCUCCAGCCUGCCGCCCUCAGCCUCGCCGUCUACUGCGCCCACGACCUGCCCAGGAUGGACUCCGGCACGAUGCAGACGCUGAAGGAGGUGCUGGGCAUCGGGAAGGCGUCCAAGGAGCUCGUAGACCCAUACCUGGUGGCGGGCUACGCAGGGCGGGAGGUGCAGACCAAAGUCCUCUACUGCAACGACAGCCCCGAGUUCCGGCAGACCCUCAGCCUGGGCUUCCUCUUCCCCUCCAUGUGCAACACCCUCAGACUUACCCUCAUGGACUGGGACCGCGUGGGCGACGAUGACGUCAUCGGUACGGCGGUCAUCCCCGUCAACGCGAUCUCGGCGUCGGGGGAGGACGGUUACCUACCCACGUUCGGUCCUUCGUAUGUAAAUUUCUACGGUGCCCAGAGGGAGUGGGAAGUGUGGGAGUCGUCGCAGGACUCGGCACGGAACAAGGGGACUCUCGAGGGAGUAUCCUUCAGAGGUCGAGUGCUGGUCUCCCUCCACACUUCAGUGGGGGCUUAUCCCUCAUCUCCCCUCACCAACAUGUCACUAGAAGACUUCCACAAAGUUCGGCACCACCGCGCCACGCGGCAGUUCUCGCUGCUGGCUCACCUCACGCACGUGUCGCUGCUGACGGAGGCCAGCAAGCCCCUGCAGGUCGAGGUUUCCAUCGGACACUUCGGCAACAAGCUGGAGAACUCGCAACUGCCGUCGCCCUCCACGACGCAUCCAGCCAAUCCUGUCUUCGACGGAUGCAAUUUACGUUUACGCCAGGCGCUGGAGGAAGAUCUGCAGAGCCUGCAGCAGCAGAUGCGCUGCAAUAGAAACAGAGACAACAAGCUGGUCGCGGUGCUGCUCAAGGAGAGUCUGCAGAGAGCGAUUACUUUCUGCAGGGCGCCCCUGCCGUUACCAGACCCUCUGCGCAACAGUGACACGUCUCUCGACGUUCACAUGCGCCUUCGUCGGGAGCGUCAGUUGGCAAAACUGGCGGCGAGCUGCGAAGAGACUUUGCAGCGCCUCCUGCAGCGCGAAGAGGCAGAAGCUGGUCACCCACGACAGGAAGAUAAGGAAAUGCUCCUCGUGAGGCUUACCGACGAGAGCCUUAACCAAGGGGAGGUGCUGGAGGAGGAGAUCCUGGAACAGUCCCUGCAGCAGUUACAGGACGCUCGUGACGUCCUCACACUUCUCGCGCAGGAGCCGCAGUCGAGCAUCCCUGACGUGUUCAUGUGGCUGGUGAGUGGGACGAAGCGCCUGGCGUACGUCAGGGUGCCUGCCAGGGACGUGCUGCACUCACGGGAGCCUUCGUCAGCGGGACGGCGCAGUGGCGCCUUCUACUGCUACCCCGUCACCUGUCCCAGCACUGGGCAAACGGCUGGUCUGGUUCGUGCGUCUCUUUGGUUAGGACGAACCGAAGAGGUUCAGGACUGGUGGAACCAGCGACCUGAUCUCCAGCUGACGGUCUACGCCGAGACCUAUGAGAACCAGGUCACCUCCGUCGGUUCUGGCAAGUGGACCAGCAAGGGACCGCUCAUGAACCGACCUCCCUUCUCCGACGCCGACGGCCUGGUGGCACUUCAGAAAAACUCCAUUUCGUGUCCUGAGGGCUGGCACUUCCAGGGGGACUGGUUCAUCGCUCCAGAUCCCAGCAUCAAAUUCAACCUGGACGCGGGCCACGCGGUGUUCUCGGAGGAGGUGUUCGAGCAGCAGGUGCGGGUGCCUGCUGGAGGCUGGGUGGAUGCCCCCACACACUGGGCGGACGCCAGGGGCGACCCGUCCACACCCAGGGACGACAUUCAGUGCCCCAGCGGCUGGACGUGGCGGGACUUGUGGACGACAGACGUGCAGCGCGCAGUGGACUGUGAGGGUUGGGAGUACACCGUGCAGAAGGGCGUGGUCGGCUGGUGCCCCCAGCAGAAGAUGUACCACGUCCUGCGGCGCCGGCGCUGGUACCGGGAGCGUCAUCGUACCGGCAACGUUGAAAAGCCAGCAGAGGGGUCGGUGGAGGGGUGGGAGUACAGUUCGCUGUUCGGCCGCCGCUUCCACCAGCGAGAGCGACGUGUUGACGUGGUGAGACGACGACGCUGGCGUCGCAAGGUGGUCCCCUCGUCCCCCGCCGCCGUCAUACACGUCCCCAGGCUGCUCGUCAAGAGCGAGUCCGAUGGUGCGCCCCAGCUACAGGCUUGCCCUCGGCAGUACGUGGUGAGCUCCCAACACCAGCUGUACCAACUGCGGGCACACCUCUACCAGGCACGCGACCUGGCAGCUGGUGACAAGACUGGCCUUUCAGACCCGUUCGCGGUGGUGAGUUUCUGCGAUGGGACGCAGCAGACGGAGCGCGCGUCGGCAACGCUCUGUCCCACGUGGGACGAGACCCUCAUCUUCGACAAGGUUCCCAUCGCGGGACACCUGCUCAGAAAGGACCUGCAGGGCGUCCCAGGUCGUCCCCCAGCGGUAGUUGUGCACGUCUUCGACUGGGACGCCAGGGGAGCUCCUGAGGCGCUGGGUGUGGCGGUGUGUGAACCCACCGUGCAGGACCCCCAGUGUGGCUACACACCCACACCCCUGCGCUGGCACCCACUCGUCCCACACGCUGCUCACAAGGGGGAUGGUGAAGGACAAGGACAGCUGCUGGCCUCCUUCGAACUCCUGCUGGGGGGCCUGGACGACGCUCCCCCUACCAGGGGCAACGUCUACAUGGUGCCCUUUGAGGUCCGGCCUCGUUUGCAGAAGACCAGGAUCGAGGUGCUAUGUUGGGGGGUGCGCAACAUGACGACGUUCGAGCUGCAGGCCGUCACGCGUCCGUCCGUGGAGUUUGAGUGCGGGGGGCAGCGCGUGACGAGCGGCGUCAUGACCAACCUCAGGACCAACCCUAACUUCGACUCCCCCCACCUCUGCUUCGACGUCGAGCUGCCGCGGGAGGAGGUCUACAUGCCGCCGCUGACGCUGCGGGUGCUCGACCACCGCUCCUUCGGCAGCAAACCCGUCGUGGCCACCGCCGUCGUCGCCGACCUCAGCCGCUAUGCCGUCCACCCGCCCGCCCGCCGGGAGAAGUGGGCGAGUGUUGUUCGCACAGCUGACACUGACCUCGCGUUACGGAAGAGCCCCGGAGCAGACGACGACCUUCCUCCCUUGACGCUCAGCAGACAGCAGAGAGGAUUUGAGGUGUGUGCUCCAUACAGCUGCUACAGCAGCUGCUCCAUACAGCUGCUACAACAGCUGCUCCUUACAGUUGCUACAACAGCUGCUCCAUACAGCUGCUCCUUACAGCUGCUCCAUACAGCUGCUCCAUACAGCUGCUCCAUACAGCUGCUCCUUACAGCUGCUCCUUACAGCUGCUACAACAGCUGCUACAACAGCUGCUCCUCACAGCUGCUACAACAGCUGCUCCUCACAGCUGCUACAACAGCUGCUACAACAGCUGCUCCUUGCAGCUGCUCCUUACAGCUGCUCCUUACAGCUGCUCCUUACAGCUGCUCCUUACAGCUGCUACAACAGCUGCUACAACAGCUGCUCCUUACAGCUGCUCCUUACAGCUGCUCCUUACAGCUGCUCCUUACAGCUGCUCCUUACAGCUGCUCCUUACAGCUGCUCCUUACAGCUGCUCCUUACAGCUGCUCCUUACAGCUGCUCCUUACAGCUGCUCCUUACAGUUCCACUGAAGGGUCCAUCCACAGGUACGAGAUGCUGGAGGUGCUGAACGGAGAACUGGAAAAAGAUCCUCGGUUCUCAGGACUCACUGACCUCAUCUCUACCAUCCCCCUCACUCGGGGCAAGGGCAAGGACGCUCUCCAAGUCGGCGAGUUCAAGGGUACGUUCCGGAUAUAUCCUCUGGGUACCGGAAGUGGCAGCCCCGAGCCCCCCAAGCUGCUCUCCUCCUUUCCUUCGCCUUCCCCCCGUGACGUCACCGCCAGGGUGUACGUGGUGCUUGCCAAGGACCUCGCCCCUAAAGACGCGGCAGGAACGUCGGAUCCCUACGUCGUCGUCAAGCUCGGCAAGCAGACGCGCAGCAGCGUCAAGGACUAUCGCCCCAACACCCUCUGCCCCAUCUUCGGGGAAGUGUUUGAAGUGAGCGGUUGCCUGCCGGUGAACAAAGACCUGCUCGUGCAAGUGUGGGACAAAGACUUGACGUCGGCAGACGACCUCAUCGGCGAGACCAGCAUCGACCUGGAGAACCGCUACCUCACCCGCCACCGCGCCACCCUGGGGCUCGCCAGGCAGUACCACGUGAGUGGCAGUAAUCGCUGGCGCGAUCCUCAGCUCCCCUCAGUCAUCCUUACGGAGUUCGCAGGACUCGAACACCUGCACUUGCAGGAGCAGCUCGACCCUCCCGCCGUGACCCUCGGCGACACCACCUACACCCUCGACGACUUUGAACCACAGGACGUGGCUCUCCCCUCCACCGUUGGCUGUGCACGUGAGCGUCUGGCGCUGCACGUGCUGCACGCGGCCUUCCAUCUCGUGCCCGAGCACGUGGAGACGCGCACCCUUCACCACCCGUCCCGACCUGGCCUCCCUCAGGGACAGAUCCUCCUGUGGGUGGACCUCUUCCCCUCCGCCUCCCACAUUCCUCCACCAGUGGACAUCACCCCGCGGCAGCCUCACAAAUACGAGGUGCGGGUUGUGAUCUACAACGUGCACGAUGUGCCGCUGCAAGAGACCAACAUCGUCGGGGAACAAAUGUCCGACGUAUACGUGAAGGGCUGGCUGCAGGGCACCGAACAUGUGCUCAAGACAGACAUCCAUUACAGAUGUUUGGACGGAGAGGCUAACUUCAACUGGAGGUUCGUGCUGCCGCUGGAGUACCUGGAGGCGGAGGAGUGCCUGGUGCUAAAGCGCAAGUCCCACUUCCUAGCCCUCGACGAGACCGAGGAGCGCCGCCCCCCACAACUUACACUGCAGCUCUGGGACAGCGACCUCAUCUUGCGUGAUGACUACCUAAGUGAGAUGACCCUGAACUUGUGCCGGCUCCCUAAGCCGUACCGCAACCUGGCCGACGUCCGCCUACGGCCUGACGUUGAUAUUCCAGCCAGUUCUAGUGACGGCCUCUCAACCACCAUCUUGAUGGCACCCGCUGACGAGGCGCCCCCUCUCGUCAAUCUCUUCCAAGUGAAGCGCGUCUUCGGCUACUUCCCCUUCACUAGAAACGUCGACGGCAAAGCCCAAAUCGCCGGUUGUUUGGAGGCCGAAAUCGAAGUGUUGUCGGAGGAGGAGGCCAAGCUGCGUCCUGCCGGCUUGGGAAGAGCAGACCCCAACAUCAACCCUGAACUCCCCGAACCAAAUCGCCCGAGCACUUCUUUCUUCUGGCUGUCGUCGCCUUGGAAGUCCUUCAAGUUCGUAGUGUGGAAGAAACACAAGUGGCACUUCAUCAGCUUCCUAGUCAUCUUCUUCCUCUUCCUCUUCGCCUUCCUUAUGAUCUACUCCCUGCCGGCAGCCACAAUCGACUACAUGUUCUCGUGAAGCAAUGAUGUCUACGAAUACAAGUUCGUGGGAAGAACCAAGUCAUCGCCAUAUGUUCACACAUGAAUUACGAUCAGUCUUGCAGUCUCAUUAUGCCGCGGUUCAUAUUUGAUUUGUUUUUUAUUGAGAUUUACAUAUAUUAUUUUUUUUCUAAUUUCUAUUAUUGUUAUCGUAUGUUUUUUUCCUGCUAAUUCAUCGCCGCAGUUAUCUUUUAAAUGUUUACCAUCAAAAUAAAUAUUGCAUUGUGCGUUAUUUUAUAACAGUUACGAAACAUUUUAUUUCAUACACUUUAUGGUCCUUUGGAUGCCAGCGUCCAAUUAAGUAGUAAAGCUUUUAAUUUAAACCAAUGUAUCCUUUAAUUAGGUACCAACAAUCCGUUUUGAUCGAGAAUAAAAAUGUGAUCA